GGAAGUUUUCCAAGUCUAUGAUCCUUCAAAUACUGGCAGCUUGACAAUAAGUGAUUAAUUUUUAGAAAAGUUAUUAAGGUGUUAGGUUUUAAAGUGACUAAGAAAUGACUACAGGAGCUAAUGAGGGAAGAAGAGAUAGGAAAGGAAGGAUUGAUAACUUAUACUAAUCUAUUGCAGCUAGUCUGUAAAUUACAGGGAGCUGCUUAUGAUAGCUAUGGAGAAAUAGAACAAGCUUUUCAGUUUUUAGACAAUGAUUGUGAUGGUAAAUUAUCUGCCAAAGAUUUGCAAGCUAUUUCAAAGAGUUAUGGAUUAAAAUUGUCUCCAGAUGAUGUUGAUGGUAUGAUUACUGAAGCCAAUAGAGAUGGAACUGGUUUAACAACAUUACAAGAAUUUAUUGAAGUUAUGCAAAGAACACCAUUAUUCAAUUAGCAUGUGUAAAUUGUGUAUAA
Molecule: messenger RNA, 449 nt
Organism: Amphimedon queenslandica
Lineage: Eukaryota; Metazoa; Porifera; Demospongiae; Haplosclerida; Niphatidae
Product: calmodulin-like
Exons: 4
Coding region: 121-429 (102 amino acids)
Molecular function (GO): calcium ion binding
Source: RefSeq, a predicted model, not a curated record